AGUCAGAGAGUCCCUGCGAGCCGGGGCCAGCUCAGGAGGCGCAGGGCCCCCGCCAAGGAGAGCCCAGGCGCAGGGCACCUGGGCGGUGGCCUCGGCCGAGCCUUCUGCAGGCUGAGACUCCAGGGGACCCACCCGGAGCGGGGAGCGAGCCGGCGCCCACAUGCCCUGCUGCACGAAGCCUCCCAGCGCCCAGGCCAUGAAGGAGGAGGCCUUUCUCCGGCGCCGCUUCUCACUGUGUCCGCCCUCCUCCACCCCCCAGAAAGUUGACCCCCGGAAACUCAGCCGGAACCUCCUCUUUGGUGGAGAAAAUGAGCUCUACCCCCUCAGCCCAGGGAAGGACAUGGAGCCCAAUGGCCCAUCGCUACCGAGGGAUGAAGGACCUCCGACCCCCAGCUCUGCCACAAAGGGACCUCCGGCAGAGUACAGGCUGUACAACGGGUCCGACAAGGAAUGUGUGUCCCCAACAGCCAAGGUCACCAAAAAGGAGGCUCUCAAGGUACAGAAGGAGAACUACCGGCAGGAGAAGAAGCGAGCCACGCGGCAGCUGUUCAGCGCGCUGACGGACCCCAGCGUGGUCAUCAUGGCUGACAGCCUGAAGAUCCGGGGAACCCUGAAGAGCUGGACCAAACUGUGGUGUGUGCUGAAGCCGGGGGUGCUGCUCAUCUACAAGACCCCCAAGGUGGGCCAGUGGGUGGGCACCGUCCUGCUGCACUGCUGCGAGCUCAUCGAGCGGCCGUCCAAGAAGGAUGGCUUCUGCUUCAAGCUCUUCCACCCACUGGACCAGUCUGUCUGGGCCGUGAAGGGCCCCAAGGGUGAGAGUGUGGGCUCCAUCACGCAGCCACUCCCCAGCAGCUAUCUGAUCUUCAGGGCCGCCUCUGAGUCGGACGGCCGCUGCUGGCUAGACGCCCUGGAGCUGGCCCUGCGCUGCUCCAGCCUCCUGCGGCUCAGCACGUGCAAGCAGGGCCGAGACGGGGAGCCUGGAUCCUCGCCUGACGCAUCACCCCCCUCGCUCUGUGGACUGCCCUCCUCGGCUGCCAUCCACGACCAGGACCUGUGCCCGCUGAACGGGUCCUCCCUGGAGAACGAUGCGUUCUCAGACAAGUCGGAGAGAGAGAACGCUGAGGAGUCAGAUAAUGAGACCCAGGACCACAGCGGGAAGACCAACGAGAGUGGGGGUGCCCACUCAGAGACCCUGGAGGGCCGCCUGCCGAGGAGGACGACAUAUGUGGAGCAGGUCCACGAGGAGUUCGGGGAGCUGGGCCAGGCGUCCCAGGUGGAGACGGUGUCCGAGGAGAACAAGAGUCUGAUGUGGGUUUUGCUGAGGCAACUGCGGCCGGGCAUGGACCUGUCCCGUGUGGUGCUGCCAACGUUCGUCCUAGAGCCGCGGUCCUUCCUGGACAAGCUCUCUGACUACUACUACCACGCCGACCUGCUGUCCAGGGCUGCCCUCGAGGGAGACGCCUACAGCCGCAUCAAGCUUGUCCUGCAGUGGUACCUGUCCGGCUUCUACAAGAAACCCAAGGGGAUUAAGAAGCCCUACAACCCCAUCCUGGGGGAGACCUUCCGCUGCUGCUGGUUCCACCCCCAGACCAACAGCCACACCUUCUACAUAGCUGAGCAGGUGUCCCACCACCCACCCGUGUCCGCCUUCCACGUCAGCAACCGCAAGGACGGCUUCUGCAUUAGUGGCAGCAUCACAGCCAAGUCCCGGUUUUACGGGAACUCACUGUCGGCUCUGCUGGACGGCAAGGCCACGCUCACCUUCCUGAACCGGGCAGAGGAUUAUACCCUCACUAUGCCCUACGCCCACUGCAAAGGAAUCCUGUAUGGCACCAUGACCAUGGAGCUGGGCGGUAGAGUGACCAUCGAGUGUGAGAAGAACAACUUCCAAGCUGAGCUGGAAUUCAAACUCAAGCCUUUCUUUGGGGGCAGCACCAGCAUCAACCAGAUCUCGGGGAAGAUCAUGUCAGGAGAAGAAGUCCUGGCACGUCUCACCGGACACUGGGACAGAGAAGUGUUUAUCAAGGAGGAGGGCAGAGGAAGCACGGAGCUCUUCUGGAACCCGAGCGGGGAGGUCCGCGGGCAGAGGCUGAAACGGCGCACUGUGCUAUUUGAGGAGCAGACGGAGCUAGAAUCAGAGAGGCUCUGGCAGCACGUCACCAGGGCCAUCAGCGAGGGUGACCAGCACAAGGCCACGCAGGAGAAGUUUUCACUGGAGGAGGCACAGCGGCAGCGGACCCGCGAGCGCCAGCAGAACCUCAUGCCCUGGAAACCACAGCUGUUCCACCUGGACCCCACCACCCAGGAGUGGUGCUACCGACAUGAGGACCGUAGCCCCUGGGAUCCCCUGAAGGACAUCGCCCAGUUUGAGCAAGACGGGGUCUUGUACACCAUGCGGCGGGAGACCAUGGCCCACCAGACCGCCUUCCUGGGCAGCCCGGGGCCCAGGCACCAGGGUCCUGGCCCAGAGCGGCGGCUCCGCAAGUCCAGCGACCAGCCCUCUGGCCACAGCCAGGUCACCGAGAGCAGCUCCACACCCGAGUCCUGCCCAGAGCUCUCAGAUGAGGAGGAGGAGGAGGAGGAGGACGGUGACUUCAUUCCUGGCAGCGAGAGCCCCUGCCCUCGGUGUGGGAAGGAGGCGCGGCGGCUGCAGGCACUGCACGAGGCCAUCGUGUCCAUCCGGGAGGCCCAGCAGGAGCUGCACAGGCACCUCUCGGCCAUGCUGAGCUCCACGGCGAGGGCCAGGCAGGUAGCAGCCCCGGGCCUCCUGCAGAGCCCCCGCUCCUGGUUCCUGCUCUGUGUGUUCCUGGCGUGUCAGCUGCUCAUUAACUACAUCCUCAAAUAAGAGCCCUUUGUGGGCAGCACGGGCAGCGCCUGCAGAACUCGGCCAGCCCCAGCCCUCCCUCCCAGGCACCUAGCACUUUAAGCCAGCCCGGGGGAGGCAGAGAGAAGCCGGCAAGCGUGGCCGCUGUGGACAGAGGGGCGGCAGGAGGACGGCAGGAGGGCCCCAGAGGGCCACCCGGGGCUCCUCCAGGGGAGGAGGUCCCUCUCCUGUGGGACCCUCCGCCCAGCGCCGGCCUUAAUGCUAAAGCCAAAUGCAGCUUUCGUCAUGCCUCACACCCCUUGGCCAACUCGCCUGCUCUUUCCUGGUCAGCUUCUACUUGUCCCGCGUGAUGGACGGAGGCGGGGGUGAGGGGCCUGCCCAGACUUUGCUUGGUCACUCCCCAGCCAGGGUGAGUAGGGAGCUUUUGCAGAGCAAGCCAGGAGUCCCAGAGGUUCCCAGAGCCUCCUCCGUCCGGAUGCCCAGGGCUGUCCGUCCUGACACCCAGCGUGCAUUGCCGGAGUCGUGCCACGAGAGGCCUCCAGUGGUAUCUGGGGCAGACUGGAGCUACUCUGGAGAGAGCAUUUGGAUUUUAGUCUGGUUUUGUGCUGUUUGGACAGGAUCCCCACGAUACAUACCAGUGGAAUCCAUCCCACCUCACACAGCCUGGGCGUGGCGGGGGUGGGAGGGCGGGCGGGCACACCUGAGCGCAGGUGUGUGUGUGUGGGCAGUGGUGCGUGGGGUCGGCUUCGCCGGCACUGGUGUUCCCUGAGUCAGGGAAGCCCAAGUUUGCCACUUUGCUCGGACAGAUGCACAGUCUUCCCGUUUUACACUUUUUUAAUAAACGCAAUUGCAAUAUUUUAGGCAGGCUGCAA
Molecule: messenger RNA, 3696 nt
Organism: Canis lupus familiaris (dog)
Lineage: Eukaryota; Metazoa; Chordata; Mammalia; Carnivora; Canidae
Gene: OSBPL5
Product: oxysterol binding protein like 5
Exons: 22
Coding region: 161-2845 (894 amino acids)
Biological process (GO): phospholipid transport
Cellular component (GO): cytosol; membrane; intracellular membrane-bounded organelle
Molecular function (GO): sterol binding
Source: RefSeq, a predicted model, not a curated record